AAACAAUUUAAGAAUGGCUUAUAUCAGGUGUUGUUAGUGUUAAUAUUACGAUCUGCAACAUAAUAACUUAAAGCUGUGGGGCUUGUGAUACCAGUGUAAAUAUCAGCCAUGGCGUUGUUGUUUAGAUCGGUGAAACAAGUUUGGCAAUUUUCGGAAGAACUUUCGGAUCCUGCUAAUGUUUCAUUCAUCACUUCUCCAAUAUUUCUUGUAUCGUUCCUUACUACAUAUGUAUUAUUGGUGACAAAACUUGUUCCCAGUUUUAUGGAACAUCGGAGGCCAUACAAUAUUCGACGUAUUAUAAUUGUAUAUAAUAUAAUUCAAAUAUUAGUGAAUGUAUACUUAGUUAUUAAGUCUCUAAUAGUUUAUGCACAUUCACCAUAUUUAAUAUGCGUUGAAAGUACAAUGGAGCAUUUAAUUACGUCAGGAAGAUGGGAGGUAUUCUUUCUUAAAGCAUUUGACUGCGUUGAAACUGUUUUCUUUGUACUGAAGAAAAAUUACCGACAAGUGAGCUUUCUGCAUGUAUACCAUCAUAGUGGUAUGGUAUUACUUACAUGGAUUUCACUAAAAUUUAACCUGGGGCCACUAGUCCUUUUUGUACCAGCGCUAAAUUGCUUCGUUCAUGCUGUAAUGUUUACUUAUUAUUUACUAUCCAGCAUAGACCCCGAAUGGAAGAAGAGAACAGACUUAAAAAAGCGAUUAACGCAGUUACAACUGAUUCAAUUCUUUUUGUUUGUAUGCCAUGCUUUAUCAACCUGGUACUGCCUGGCUGCAAGAAUCCUACUUCGUUCGGAACCAUGAUAUGGGUAACUCAAAAUAUCUUUAUGACUCUUUUAUUUGGCGACUUUUAUAUUAAGACCUACUGGAGAAAAACAAGCGCAUAAAAAUAUCCUAUUAACAAAUGAGACAUGUUCUAAGAGUCCAUUUAAGUUGAUUCUCAAGUAUUUUUAUAUUUUUUAUAUACAAUAUAUUGUAUAUGUAAUUGUAUUGACAUACAAUUGUAAUACAAUAUUGUCUGGUGUAGACAGUGUAACUUUCAUGUAAAUAAAUUUUAAAU
Messenger RNA from Diabrotica balteata, 1054 nucleotides. The record is from the annotation of a GenBank genome assembly. Lineage: Eukaryota; Metazoa; Arthropoda; Insecta; Coleoptera; Chrysomelidae.